Molecule: messenger RNA, 799 nt
Organism: Vitrella brassicaformis
Lineage: Eukaryota; Vitrellaceae
Source: the annotation of a GenBank genome assembly
AUGCACACAUACAAGGUACGGAGGUACCGACGGCAUGCAUGGCGAGCAGGCCAAGGCAGCGAUGGAGGGGGUGGGUGGGAUGGAAUGAUCUCCCUCGGUGUGUGCUGUCACACUGACAGCGUAAGGUGGCCGGACGUGGGCUUCAGGGGGGGGCGGAGACCCCAAUCACGGGCGGCAUUGGCGAGGAGCUUAAGGUGGGUGCGAUGGGGCAGCCCGAGACCACCGGUACUCUUCACUCGGCUCUGUCCGUUGAUGUGUCUGUGUUUUGGCCAUCCCAUCCACACAGGCGAUCUUCCCUGACGCGGUGAUGACUAAUCGAGCACACCUCGUGGGCACCCCAGAGCCCGAGGAGAGCAUCCAUGUGAACCAAUACGCUCUCCUCUACAAGGUGAAUAGCACACACGUGUCAAUCGAGGCUUCACAUGUAUGUGUGUAACCGUAUCCCUCCUUUGCUGUGUGUUGUGUGUUCGCUUGUGUGUACGUGGCAGACAAUCAUAGUGGCCCAGCAGCUGCAGACGCGCAGCGACAACCAGGCCGAGGCCAUCGAAGCGCUGACCGAGACCGUCCGCACGCAGACAACGGAGAUCGCCGCCCUGAAGGGUCAGCGCUCCCUCCGCUAAUUCGUCGGUGGAUGCCUCCAUCCAUGGUUGUCUGGUCGAGUAGCUCGAGGGGGGAUUCAAAGAUGUUGGUUGGUUGAUGGGUGGUAUUGCCUCAGCGUCGCGUGAGCGUGUAGCAUGUGUAGGAUGACUUGUCGCGUCAUGGGUGGGUUGGGGAUGCGGUCAAUGUGAACAUUGAGGGC